Branchiostoma belcheri (Belcher's lancelet) is the source of this 4825-nucleotide messenger RNA. Its product is annotated as chordin-like. The coding region runs from base 643 to 3597 and encodes 984 amino acids. The record is from RefSeq and is a predicted model, not a curated record. Gene Ontology annotation, biological process: multicellular organism development. NCBI's taxonomy places the organism in Eukaryota, Metazoa, Chordata, Leptocardii, Amphioxiformes, Branchiostomatidae. The transcript has 25 exons. Gene Ontology annotation, molecular function: protein binding.
CCCGCCAGCCGGGGCUGGCCGUGGCAGUGGCCCGAUUAAUUUUUUACAGUCGGUGCCAAGUGUCAGCUCCGACUUUGUCCAAACACAUCCAGCUGUUAGCCGUGAAGGUUAAUAGUAUCUGAGAAUUCAUUUCGCGCGAGUGACAGCUCGGCAACUGUGGAAGUGUGACCGCGGUAGGACACCCUCGCGUGAUGGACGUUAUUGAGGAAAUCCUCCUUGCAUAAAGUGUUGCGUGCAAAAUACAUGCAAACAGUCAUGGCGAAAGAAUACAAAGAGAACAAAGAAAACAAGAUUUGCCUAUGAAAAAAAGGCCGGCCAUAUCCAUGACAUUCAAGCCCACUGCGGGAGGGCAGGUCUACAGCACGCCUGCUAUCAUGGUCCGGCGGUCACAUGUCCGUCUUGAUUAGUAAUAUGAAUAGAACAAAAGUCUUGUCUCACACCACCAGUCUACAACUGUGGCGACGCGACCACCACAACACCCGGGCUUCUCGCCGCUGAUAUAGCCAGUUUGUGGUCUGGACGACCCACGGUCGGUACAACUCGGCGUUUCUCGUAAAUUUUCGCCCUCCGCGGCUCCCCACUAGCCCCGUGACGACUCAUCUCAAGUUGACGACGCGAACAUUCUCCGAAGUCCUGCCGGCGAUGUUGUUCCUCGCGCGUUCUGCCGUGUGUCUGCUGCUGGCCGCCGCGACCGUGCGGGCCAGCUCGUCUCUCAUCCCGAUCAACUCAGACGACGGUCAAGGCACUAAAGACACCGUACCAGGAUGCUCCUUUGGUGGGAAGUAUUACGGCAUGAGGGAAGAAUGGCACCCGGAUUUGGGAGAACCGUUUGGGAUCAUGUUCUGUAUCCGAUGUCGCUGUGUCCAGACGUCAAGAAAAGGAAAAGUUGACGGCCGUGUUUCUUGUAAGAACAUCAAGAAGGAAUGCCCCAUACUGACAUGUCCGAACCCUGUCAUCAGUCCCAAGCAGUGCUGCAGUACCUGUCCGGAAGGUACCGGAGCGGCACAGAUGAAUGUUUCCACCACCGCGGAUGCCGGCCUUCUCCUCGCUCCCUCCCGAAACCCCCUGAAGCCGGCGGAAAUCCUGAAACCUGCGCCUCUGCCUAAACAGUCUAACGACCAGGAACGGAUGGAGAAAACAGCCGAAGAGGAUAGCGAGGAAGACGUAUACAGCGUGCUCCUGACGGGAUCGCAGAUGUACCCUCCUGUACCUACAGCAGCAGCCGCUAGAGGGCGCCUUACUUUAUGGAGGAAGAACUUACAUUAUUCCAUCCAAUUUUCUGGGAUGGCCAGACCCCGGAUUGUCCGCUUCACCGACAGACUGGGGACGGUUCUAUUUGAGCAUGAGGUCCGCGGAACUUCCCAGCCUCUCCCUUCACAGGUGUGCGGAGUAUGGCGUAACCUCCACCCCGUGUACGUCAGGUAUCUACAGCGCAGUAUGGUGUACGUGACGCUGGUCACGCCGUCAUGGCCGGCAGGAGAGAUCAGGGGGAAGGUACAGAGUGACCGAGUCGGCGGGCUGGAAACGUUUGGCUCUCUGCUGACGCCGAACGCGGAUGACGCGCAUGCGUGGUUAGGUGCUGGCGGCGAGGCUGUGUUAGUGGCAGGACCAGACGGGACGUCUGUGGACUUCAUGGUCAUGUUUAACGGACUCUGGGACGGGAAAGAGAACAGUUUAGUACCAGUUCAUCUACAGCUGAUCCAUCCGGGCUGGAAUUUCACUCUUCGGGAGACGCACGCUGACAUUACAGCACAGUACAACGAAUUUGCGGAGGUGUGGACUAACCUGACGGAACAAGAACUCGACUGGAUGAUGAGGGGGGAACUGCGGCUUACUGUAACAGCCGGAAACCUCGAACAUCCUCGCGAGAUCUCAGGACCAAUCACUCUCAGACAAACAUGUGACACUAUCCACGCUGUGCUGUCCGGAAGCCAGGCCAUUCCCCGUACAGAGACAGGUGCUGCCGGGUCAGCUAUCUUCCACAUCCACACCAACGGUUCUGUUGACUACCAGAUAUCUACAGCUGGACUGCGCAGUAGGGUGACCAGUCUCACACUGGAGUUUGAAGAAUUUCACACCGGAGCCAGGCGCGUGGUGCGAGACCUAACUCCGACCUACAACCCGUUCUACCAAACGGCCACUGGAAUGGAAGAGGGAUGGAAUCUGUUGGACAUACACAGUUUCCUGCACUCUGACCUCUGGGUCAACGUCCACACGGAAGAGUUUCCGGCGGGUCAAGUGAGAGGACGGAUAGAACCUCUGGUCUACAACGGGCACAGGGCAAGGGAAACAGGACUCCCGACAGUCCUUGCGGGAGUGAACGUGUUCCCGCCCCAGCGGACGGGCGCUGCUGGGCAUGCGUGGUUGUCCAUAGACGGGGACUGUUCCCUGCACUAUGAGAUCCUGGUGGCCGGGCUGAACAGGGACGUGGACACCAGCGUCAGCGCACAUCUCCACGGGUUCGCAGAGAUCGGAGAAAUGACCACGGACUGGCAGAACGAGCAUAAAAUGGUCCUGAAGUCUUUCUAUGGAAGCAAGGCGAUGGGACAGCUGAAGGACAUAGAUGAGGAACUCCUGAGCCAUAUCGACCAGGGCCGGGCCUACAUACAGGUCAGCACCAAGAGGAGGCCGUUCGGAGAGAUCCGCGGACAUGUCCAAAUCCCCAAUCGAUGUCACUCUCGUCACAACCUGUACGAGGAGGAGGAGCAAGACUCCGUUGCCAUGACACCAGACCUGGACUACGAGCGAGUGAAGGAGGACCCGAACAGCUGUUACUUCGAAGGGGAGUACCGCGGUCACGGCUCCACAUGGGUACCGGCGUACGACCAGAAGUGUAGUACCUGCAAGUGCCAGAAAAGUACGGUGAUUUGUGACCCGGUGGCCUGCCCGCAGCCCGACUGUUAUAACCCGGUCAUCCCGGAGGGAGAAUGCUGCCCAAAAUGCCCCGACGAAAUUCAAAAUAACCAGGCCACCCGGUCUCAGCAACGGAACUCAGCGGUCAAAGGAAGAAAAUCAGGCAUCAUCGUCCAACAAGAGACGGAAGGGUGUUACUUUGAUGGAGACAAAAAAUUCCAUAGUUAUGACGAAGAGUGGCAUCCGUACGUCCCACCUUUCGGCUACAUCAAAUGUGCCAUCUGUGUGUGCGAGAAGGGAACCAACCAGGUGAACUGUAACCGUGUGCGGUGCCCGGUGCUGAGAUGUAAGAACCCGAUCAGAGUCAGCCCUACAGACUGCUGUAAACAGUGCCCAGCGUCAGAGGCUAACGAAGCGCCAGGGACUGAUGACGUCACGGAGGAAGAUUGGCGGCAUGUGGAGGAGGAAUCUGACCAGAGUUUUGUCUGGCCGACAGAGACUACCAUCACCGGGACAGGCACCAAAACAGCUCAAGGAGGCUGCAGAUUCGGGAAGGACGCCUACCAGAACGGAGAGUCCUGGAACCCGAAGGUCCCACCUUUCGGUGUGAUGAAGUGUAUUCAGUGUUUCUGUAAGAACGGAGCGGCGGAUUGUAGGAGACCCAAAUGUGAAAAACUCAACUGCAAUCCGAGUGACGUCAUCAAAGAAGAUGGCGAAUGUUGUCCUCGUUGCCGAGGAAAAUGAUGCGGUGUACCAGCAGGAGUAAAGGAGUAAAGUCUCGUCUGCCACAUGUGGAGUCAACAACGGCGCAAAGAAGGACGCUUCUCUGUACUAUAACUUCCCACUGCCAACAGGAAUGUUUUAUAUGUUUCUCUGAAUCCUCUCACAUAUACAGGUGAAGAACACUAGAAAACACCUAGUAUAACUGUUUUAUACAUGUCUCCCCCAAAAAACACAUCUUUUAUCAUCCUAAACUUCAUGUAUGUGAAGAUUCAGUGUGAUGCACCUAAUAAGAUAUACCAUUAGCCAUCUUUGUAUCCAUUGUAACUUUCUAGGUGUUCUCCUUGACAUUUAUGUCAGUUGAAGGAAAGAAUUGAAUUGAAGUAGAGCCUUACUCAACCCAUCAGGACACUUUUUAUUUGAUGUUCACCUUUAAAUUCUUUAUCAACUACCAUCAUUUUGUCUCAGAUAUUGAAAGACAAGAGAUAGCGAAUCACUCUUUUAAAAUUUUACCAAUUUUUGUCUUUGCCACUAUUACAUGUGCCGCCAGGUUUGUUUCAUAAAAAAGAAUUAGCGACUGGUGAACAAUGGUAAGACUAAUAAUGACACAAAGGGCAAGCGUAAAAACAUAUUGAUACUAUUUAUUCCAUUAGUAGACGAUUAUACAGUAUAUCGAUAUUACAAAUACAAAUUGGUGAUAUUUAGCUUUUAAGUUCAAGAUUGUUGACUAAUUUAUUUAUUCCAGCUAGAUUAAUUAUGGUUUCCUUGAACAGGAAAUAUCAAUCAAUUCUUAAUUAAGCUUCGCACUUACGUACACGUGAUCUAAUACAAGCGAAAAAUUUAUUCGUGCAAAUUCUGUAUAUAUACUUAGUCUAAUGAUUUCGCAAUAUAUCUGUUUAAGUAAUGGAUUGUUUACGUAACUAAUACUAAUACUUAUGGCUAGAUUGUAAAGGGCUGGUACUUUUGUAUUAAGACUGUAGGUGUAGGACAGAUAAAGGUAGGAAGAAGACCCGUCGUGUGUUUAAUUAACGUACGAAUUGUUCUUGAUAGAUUUGUUGUAAAUAUUUCAUGUGCGAAAGCAAAAGAUUUGGACCUCACACAGAAAAGUUGUCCGAUGUGUGGUUUCUAUCUAAGGUAAAGUUUUAACUUCUACAACCGUAAAGGGAAAUUGUAAUGUUAAGUACACGUUACACGACAAGCAAAACAUAGUUUGAUAUCCUGAAAUAUAUUUUUGCAGAAUAAUGCCAAAAUA